AUGCCCGUUUCCUCUAUGCAUGAACAGGUUUUGUCCCUGCUGCUGAUGGAGAAGGCACUGGACAAGGACGAUCUGACGGAGCUACUGCUGGUGGAACAGCUGCAGUGGGUAAGUUCCAAUGGUAGAAGGAGGAGGUACUACUCCGAUGAAUUAAAAAUUGCCAUUUAUCUAGAAUUGUUGGCGAAGACAGAUCCUCCUGUCUUGCAUCAUGGAGUGUCUAGGCAAGUUGCAGAGAAGUUUGGUGUGCCUCGCUUGGUUGUGCAGAGAAUAUGGCGCUCUGGACAGAACUAUGGUGGGAUAACAGGUGUUAAAAACAGGCUUGUUAGAAAUUGUGGUCGCAAAAGAAUAGAACUAGAUAUGGAAGCGAUCAAAGACGUGCCUUUGAGCCAGCGCACAACAUUCCAGGACCUUGCCAAUGCGCUAGGCGUUAAGAAAACCAUGCUUUAUAACCGUUACAGGGAAGGAUAUUUUCGUAGGCACACUAAUGACCUCAAAUUUAGCUUGACAGAUGAGAACAAGAAGGCUCGUGUUAGGUACUGCUUAUCUAUGCUUCAAGCACUGUACCUAGAUAACGAUCCUAGCUUCAAGCCACUGUACAACGUCAUAUACAUAGAUGAGAAAUGGUUCUAUAGGACUCGACGAAACCAAAAGUAUUAUCUUGCGAACAAUGAGGAAAGGCCACAUAGGGAGGUUAAGAGCAAAAACUUUAUAGAGAAGGUGAUGUUCCUUGCUGUGGUCACUCGACCAAGAUUUGAUGAAAAUGGAAAUUGCAUUUUUGAUGGCAAACUAGGCAUCUUUCCUUUCACCUACCAGGAGCCAGCAAAGAGAUGGAGCCGAAAUAGGGACAGAGGUACUUUGAUCACAAAGGCAAUGACAUCAGUUAAGAAAGAACAUAGCCGUGACUUCCUCAUAAACAAGGUGUUGCCUGCAGUCAAGGCAAAGUGGCCAGCGGAGGAAAGACAUAUGCCCAUAUUCAUUCAGCAAGAUAAUGCUCGGACUCAUAUUGCCGUGGAUGAUCCAGCUUUUGUAGCUGCUGCCCAAGCUGAUGGAUGGGACAUUAGGCUAACCUGCCAGCCACCAAACUCACCAGAUCUUAAUGUCCUGGACCUCGGUUUUUUUGCAGCAAUCCAAGCAUUGUUUGAGCGAGGAACACCAAACAAUAUUGAUCAAAUUGUGGCCAAGGUAGAGAAGGCAUUCCGUGAGUAUCCGGUGGAUCGGGCCAAUCGGAUUUUUUUAACACAACAAGGAUGCAUGAUGGAGAUCAUGAAGCAUAAUGGAGGGCAACACUACGACAUUCCGCACAUGAAGAAGAAACAUUUGGAGAUGCAGGGAGCUCUACCCAUUAGCUUGAAGUGUCCUGUGGACCUUUAUAAUGAAGCUGUUCAGUUCCUCCAUUAG
Messenger RNA from Panicum virgatum (switchgrass), 1398 nucleotides. RefSeq lists its product as uncharacterized. The transcript is spliced from 3 exons. NCBI's taxonomy places the organism in Eukaryota, Viridiplantae, Streptophyta, Magnoliopsida, Poales, Poaceae. Gene Ontology annotation, molecular function: nucleic acid binding. The coding region runs from base 1 to 1398 and encodes 465 amino acids. The record is from RefSeq and is a predicted model, not a curated record.